Nerophis lumbriciformis (worm pipefish) is the source of this 1241-nucleotide messenger RNA. RefSeq lists its product as uncharacterized. The record is from RefSeq and is a predicted model, not a curated record. Gene Ontology annotation, biological process: regulation of toll-like receptor signaling pathway. Lineage: Eukaryota; Metazoa; Chordata; Actinopteri; Syngnathiformes; Syngnathidae.
UUGACAUUACCACCAGUGCUUGCGACUGGCAACAACAAGCAAAAAGGGACACUGACAGGAUACGGCGAGCGAGUUCAUUGUGAGUCAUGCUGGGCGAAGGUUUUCUCCAAGCGUUGUGUUACAGGGAGGAACAUAAUGGUGCUUCUGCUUCCAUGGGACACAAGUUGGAGACGACGCAGACAGACAUUCAACAAAGAGGUUUAGACCAGGGGGAGCGUGAGCACAGACAUCAUGGAUUAAGACUAGCAGCUCCAGAUGCCACAAGCCUCUCCAUCCCUGGAUAUCCAUCUGACCUGACACUCUGCUCAGGCCCCUGCAGUCUCCUGCAACAUUAUCCUGACCUCCAGGUGGCUGACUCGGUCUUCGUCUCCCACAACCCUCUGAAAACCAAUGCCCCUCAGCAAGAUCUUUUCACUCAGUCAGAGCAAAAUGAUCUGCUUUGUGAGUCCGUUCCGUCUCUGUCAGACCAGGGCUACCUGGUUAUGGGUGAUGAUGCAAACAGCAGCUUGGGCAUGCCCGCCUCUCAGUUAGAGCCCAUGUCCAACUCACUGCUGAAUGGCCUUCUGGAAAAAAAGCUGGAUGAGGUGUACGUCCAGCACCUGACUGAUAAUCUGGCUCGAUGCAACUCCCAACUGGGGAACAGCCUCCUGCAUGGCCUGGUGCCUCCUUUGCAGCCUAAUGAACGACAACAGGGAGCACACUCACUAGAGUCCAACCUGGAUGAGGGACCAGGAGGGGAAUGUGGCAAGAAGUUUGGUUACCUGAGCAACCUAAACUUGGCUCCCUGCUCGUCCAACUUUAGCACUCCAGUGCUGCGCAUUUCUGAGGAUGUUCAUCCAAAAUGAAAAUAUAUUUGGAAACAUAGAAACCAUUAGGCUUAAUUUUUUUUAAUAAUCAAGAAUGUAAAUACUACUUUUUGUUUCGUGUACCUGAAUUGACUCAGAGCAUUAGCUCACACAUGACACCUGCUGGUAGAUUCUGGUACUACAUCGGGAUAUGUCUACCCAACACUGCUGACAUCCAGUGUCCAUUUGUGCAAUUAUAAAACAAAUGCAAUAUAAAUGUAUAUUGAUGAAAAUAUCUCAGACCUAAUAAUAAUACAAGUAAUAAUAAUAAUAAUAAUAAAUUGAUCAAAACGAAAGUAGAAAAAUAUAUAUAUGCAGCUAUAUGAUCCAGCUCCGGUCUGAAUGUGUAAUGUGUACACGCACUCAUCAUGUCUCAUUUAUUUUGGGUCUUUACUG